Molecule: messenger RNA, 4033 nt
Organism: Schistosoma curassoni
Lineage: Eukaryota; Metazoa; Platyhelminthes; Trematoda; Strigeidida; Schistosomatidae
Source: the annotation of a GenBank genome assembly
AUACCUACUGGAUUUGAUUGCAAGGUCACUCUGACCACACCACAAUCUUGUAGUAGUACUUUAGUUUGAAUACUGCUCCUGUUUCAAUAAAUUUACGAACGAUGUCUUCUCAAACGCAAUCUGGAGAAAAUGUAGGAGAAUGUAAAAAAGUGGAUUUGACCACAAAACUUCUACCUACUGUCGCUCGGGCUGUUAAACUAUCUCAAGAACUUCCCGUAUCAAACACACCUGCUUAUAUUUACUACAAUGACUUUCCUCAGUAUAAGGCUAUAGCAGCUGGACAAUCUAAAAAGAUUCUUUCGAUCCUACAAAAUAUUCUCGAUGUUUUAGAUGCGAAAGCUAACAUUUUAGAUGUUCCAGUGACUAAAAGUAUGCACGAGAAAUUCACCUCUAUUAUUGAUGCUAACGAUCGGAUAUUGGAAAAAUUGGCGAUGGCCAUGGAUUUUGAAGAAGAUCCUCAGCGUAAAGCAUUCUUUCUUAAAACAAGGUCUGAAGACCUGGUGGUUGCCGUUCAUCGAAAAAACACAACAUCUCUUGAAUGGUUAAAAACGAAAAAUUCAAAUGAAGAAACUAAUGAGGGAGUUGAUUUUUCGGAAAAUUCACUAAAACUUUUAUCCUCAAAACAUAUUGUCAGACCACAAACAUCUUUUUCCACUCCACCAGACAAUUCAUACUCAUCGUUUCGACCGAAAAUAAAAUCAAAACCAAAUUGUAUUCAACCACUUCCUGAAUUAUUAUCCAACAGUAAUGGAGAGUUGACGGAUUAUCCUCAUCCAUACAAAGCAGAAUUAGAAGCGUUUGCCAAUAGUCUACCUAAUUUGAAUGAAAUGAUGUCGGAAGAUUUUCCAGUGAAACCUUUGGAUUCAUCAUAUCAGUAUGUUGACACACCAGAUACUCUUGAACAAAUGAUGAAAUCCCUUUCCAUGUGUAAAUAUAUUGCUGUUGACUUGGAACAUCAUAGCUAUCGAAGCUUCUUGGGCAUUACAUGUCUAAUACAAAUGAGUACAUUGGAUACUGAUUACAUUAUCGAUGCAUUGGCUCUACGUGAUCAUUUGUCAAUAUUGAAUGAAGUGUUCACUGACCCGAAAAUCGUUAAGGUGUUUCAUGGAUCCGAUUCUGAUUUAAUGUGGUUACAACGAGAUUUCGGUGUGUAUAUGGUCAACUUAUUCGAUACAGGCAUAGCUGCUCGCCUGCUACAAUAUGGCCGUUUCUCACUUAGUUAUCUAUUACAACGAUUUGUUGGCGUAUCUUCGAAUAAGAAAUAUCAACUAGCUGAUUGGCGUAUAAGACCCCUGCCGAAUGAAUUGAUCGAAUAUGCACGAACAGAUACACAUUACCUAUUACAUAUUGCAAGUCGUAUGUGUCGAGAAUUACAAGAUAGAGAUCUAUUGCCAGUUACUAUUGAACGAGCAAGACAAUUAUGCCUUAAAUGUUAUACGAAACCUGUAUUCAAUAGACUCGGUUAUUUGGAUCUUUAUAGACAAACUGGAAGUAGUAGUUUCAGUCAUCGUCAAUUAUAUGCUUUAGAAAAUCUUUAUGCUUUACGUGAUUCGAUAGCUAGACGAGAAGAUGAAAGUCUCCAUUAUGUCCUACCAAAUCAUAUGUUAAAAGUAAUUGCUGAAGUAUUACCACGUGAAAGCUCUGGUAUAUUUGCAUGUUGUAAUCCCAUUCCUCCACUGGUGCGUAAAUAUGUUCACGAUUUGCACAAGAUCAUAGUGGAUGCAAGAAAUUUGCCUGUUACAGAUUUACCUCUCACUUCUGAAGAGCCAGGAUUAUCUUCUACACAACCAAAUUUACAACAAGAAAAUGACAAACGAUCAUCUGUAAAUAUACUAACUCCGCAAAACUUAAAAUAUGCUUUGCCUCAUGAUUAUUCUCGUGAAAUUCAUUUACUUGUAAACAGUCCAGAUUAUAGUGAUGUCACUUGUAUAGAGUUAUCAACUAAUAGGAAAUCUUCAAUGUUGGCAUCAGCCUUACUACCGAAUCAUUGUCUAGCGGGAGUUAAAGUUAAUGAACAACAGGAAAUGAAUGAGACUUCGGAAAACAAACAAUUCAAGGAUAAAUUUCUUGAUCCUAAUCAUUUAUUACUUAUGAAGCUGUUGGAACUACUUAAAUUCCCAUGUUCUCCACUUACAACUGAAUAUAAAUCGUCUGAAGAUACAAAUACCUCUGUUCCAACUGUUGUCUCACAACAAACAAUGUUACAAGAAUCCUCUGAUACGCUAAACACAUCUGAACACCUAAUCAAAGUGGAUGGUGAUACAACUCAAGAUAGUUCGUGUAUGAAUGAUAGUCAAUAUUCUAUUGCUUCUGAUAAUGGAUAUUCCAACAAAUUAAAACGACCACACAACAGUGAAAUCAUUGUUAAAGCAACACCCAACUUCGGUGAUGAUGAAGUGGUUCUUUUAUGUAAUGAAAAAACAAACACCAAGGGUAAAAGACGCAGGAAAACUUAUGAACAACAAAAAUCAACACUGCGACAGGGUAGCAAUUCUAGUCAUCAAAUCAAUCCCAAUAAAAAUAUGGAAAUGGAUGAUGUAUCCAUUUUAAUUAAAUGUGAAUCUAGUCCUGAACAAUUAGAAGAUUCUUCAGCUGACUAUACAUCGUUCUUCAACACACCACCUGUUGAAUCUUCAACAAAUGGUGCUUCAAAGAAGAAAAAGCGACCAGUGAAAAAGUUUAAAGAAUUUCGUGUAGUAAGUUGGCGAUAUCAUAUUUAUUCAAUGUUGAUGUUGCGUAUUUAUUUUGUUUUAUUAUUCUAUUUUUUAAAAUAUUAAUUUGGUUUAUUUUUGUGUUUGUGCACCCAUAUCUAUUCGAUUUCAAUCAGUCAUGUUUGAUUGUUUCAUCAAGAAGAUUCACAAAAUAUGUUUGCCUGAUAUUUGUAUAUUUUCUAUUUGAAGAUAUCUUAAUGCUGUAAAAAAAGAAAGCUGAGUACAAUGCAGUUACUAUUAUUAUUUAUGGGUUGUAUUCAUCACAGAUUGAUCGCAUCUCAUAUAUGAGACUAAUUCUCAUCGAUAGACGCCCAUAACACCACCAGAAGAUAAACUUGAAAGAUUUACAUCUAUCAAUAAACGUUUAACCAUUAGUAUCGCUACGUUGGAGUCCAAUAACAUUAAUAUCAAUAUACAUAUCAAUAAAUAUAAUCUACACGAUAAACCAAUCUCCACAAAACCCUUUCAAUCAUACUAGCGUUAUUAUUAUUAUUAAUGUUGUAUGGCACAUGGUUUCACACGUUCAACUCUAAAUAUCAUCUUUUGUUUUUGUAAUCACCUAUCAAAUUACCUGUUUAGCGUAAGGCAUAAAAUAGAUUUGAACCUGUUACAUAGUUGUUCAAAAUUCGUGAAUUGACUGAAGUGUGAAUACCAGUCUAAAAGUUAAGCGUUUCCUUGUAGGCGUAAUUGUACUUAGUUUGAUCUCUAGUGAAUUCGUUAGAAAGUUGUACACUAAGAUGAAAUAGCUGUUCAUUUCUUCCUGGCUUUUCAUGGUUGGUCAUUCAAGGAUAAUUUAUAAUGUAAAAUCACAAUGAUCAGUUUAGUGUAUUCAUAUGACUUUUUGCAAUGGUGAUUCUGUUUUUUUUUUAUUUCUGAAACUGAUAUCAAUCUGUCGAGUUUUAUUGAUUUUGAAUACUGCUAAAACAACAAUCAAAGCAGUUUCAUGAAUGUAAUUAUUUUUCAAAAUAUUUUUUGGUAAUAAUAAGGAAGGUUCGGGAGUUAUCCUGAAUGUUCUUUGAUUACGCCGCUGUUAUAUCUUUAUAAACAAUUAUUAUAAGGUUUCCGUACGUGAGUUUUAAAUUGAUUUCUACUUAGGAACGAUCGAGAUAGUUCAAAUACAAAUGGAAUUAUUUGUUCACUUGACAAGACGCAAACGACUGACACAUAACAGUGCAACAAUAAUCGUCAACGGUGAAACCCAAGAGUAAGGCACUCGAUGUUUGACAAAGGAUAGUUUGAAACAGAAUAACUCUGUAUAUAUAAUCACAGAACAUGAUGUUAGGAUAUACAAUAAAAAUGGUAGCCACCAGUCAGAAAGUAGC